Messenger RNA from Chrysochloris asiatica (Cape golden mole), 677 nucleotides. RefSeq names its product superoxide dismutase 2, mitochondrial (gene SOD2). The record is from RefSeq and is a predicted model, not a curated record. Bases 1 to 669 code for a protein of 222 amino acids. Gene Ontology annotation, molecular function: superoxide dismutase activity; metal ion binding. Gene Ontology annotation, biological process: superoxide metabolic process. The transcript has 5 exons. NCBI's taxonomy places the organism in Eukaryota, Metazoa, Chordata, Mammalia, Afrosoricida, Chrysochloridae. Gene Ontology annotation, cellular component: mitochondrion.
AUGUUGUGCCGGGCGGCUUGCAGCACCAGCCGGAAGUUGAUACCAAUUCUGGGAGCUCUGGGCUCCAGGCAGAAACACAGCCUGCCUGACUUACCUUAUGAUUAUGGUGCCCUGGAACCUCACAUUAACGCCCAAAUCAUGCAGCUGCACCACAGCAAACACCACGCCACCUACGUGAAUAACCUGAACGCCACGGAGGAGAAGUAUAAAGAGGCACUGGCAAAGGGUGACGUCACAACCCAGGUAGCUCUGCAGCCUGCCCUGAAGUUCAAUGGCGGAGGUCAUAUCAAUCAUACCAUCUUCUGGACAAACCUGAGUCCUAGUGGAGGCGGAGAACCCAAAGGGGAGUUGCUGGAAGCCAUCAAACGUGACUUUGGUUCCUUUGAAAAGUUUAAGGAGAAGUUGAUGACUGUAUCUGUUGGUGUUCAAGGUUCAGGCUGGGGUUGGCUCGGUUUCAAUAAGGAACAGGGACUCUUACAAAUUGCUGCUUGUUCCAAUCAGGACCCAUUACAAGGAACAACAGGCCUUAUUCCACUGCUGGGGAUAGAUGUGUGGGAACAUGCGUACUACCUUCAGUAUAAAAAUGUCAGACCUGAUUAUCUAAAAGCGAUUUGGAAUGUAAUUAACUGGGAGAAUGUAACUGAAAGAUACAUGGCUUGCAAAAAAUAAAACAUUAU